This is a messenger RNA of Helobdella robusta, 426 nucleotides long. RefSeq lists its product as hypothetical. The transcript has a single exon. The record is from RefSeq and is a predicted model, not a curated record. The coding region runs from base 1 to 426 and encodes 141 amino acids. NCBI's taxonomy places the organism in Eukaryota, Metazoa, Annelida, Clitellata, Rhynchobdellida, Glossiphoniidae.
AUGUCGGCAUUCAGUUGGAUAUUUUCAAGCACACAGACACGCAGGAACCGCUGCAACAAGCACGAAAUGUGGUUAGUUGCGAAAAACAGUUCCCUGCUGUCGCCUGAUCUGACGCUGAUCAUUUUGCAUAUUUCCUUAAGAAAUUUAAGGGUGUUGGAGUCCAUCGGGCCAAGAACCUCAAUGCAUAUUGGCAAGAAUUCCAUCGAGGGGAGGGCGUUCCCAUAUUUUUUCAUUUUCUCGUCCGCUGCCCUGGCCGCGGCCAAACCGCAUUCUUUACUUGUCAGGUUUACGUAUCGUUCGGCGAGGGUGCCAGGGACCGUAACAUCCCACGCCAAACAUCUGCCAGCUCUCCAAGGUAUUAUCGUGCAUCCGUCCGGGCGCCUACCAUCAUGCGUUGGAGCCUUGGAGAAGAGCCGACAAAUGUAA